Micropterus salmoides (largemouth bass) is the source of this 9323-nucleotide messenger RNA. Its product is annotated as nebulin-like. The coding region runs from base 581 to 8572 and encodes 2663 amino acids. Gene Ontology annotation, biological process: cardiac muscle thin filament assembly. Gene Ontology annotation, cellular component: Z disc. NCBI's taxonomy places the organism in Eukaryota, Metazoa, Chordata, Actinopteri, Centrarchiformes, Centrarchidae. The record is from RefSeq and is a predicted model, not a curated record. Gene Ontology annotation, molecular function: actin filament binding. The transcript has 73 exons.
CUAUCUCACUGGUUUUCCUGAUAUAAGUGAAUGUGUGUUUCGUAAAGUGAAGCGUGCAGGUGAAAUGUAUGAGGAAAAAGUGAGGGGUGCACUUUGGUCAGUGAACGCAAUCACACACACACACACAUGCGCAAACACAAACUGCCUACAUCAUCGAGCCCUCCAGCGUUGACGACAUCAGCUGUUUGAAGAGGAGCUUCUUCUGAAACCAGUGAGGGUAAGUGACCUUGAUUUUUUUCAGUUAUUUAUUUUGAGGCAAGUCAAGCUUUCAGUUAUUUGAUUACAAAGGAGGCAGUGCUCAGUUUUGAAAGGCAACAGUCCUCCAGGGAAGCUACUCCAACAACUAGAAGCAUAGAAGCUGAAGGUAGCAAGAGUACUAGAGCCACAGGAGCUGAUCUGAGAGGUCGGAGUACAUGCAGUGCAGUAUAUGAUGGAGCAAGGCCAUUCAGAGUUUUAUAGAAAAGCAAAAUGAAGAUGAACCAGUAUCUAAAUAAUGUGUGUGUGUGCGUACAGAUGCUCGGCCCAUGUGUGUCCAGAUGACCCAGUGACCCUCAGCAGAUGAUGCCAAGAGGUGAAUCACAUGGAUGAAGAGGCCCCAGCUGCUCCGGUGUUUGUUGAAGAGAUGAAAGAGGUUAUGACAGUGGAGGGAGAGGAGGAAGAGGUGGUAACAACGCUGAAGAUGCUGACCACGGUUGUUGACACGGUGAAGCAGACGGACGUGGGGGAGGAGGAGGAGGUUGACACUGAGAAAAUAACAGAGGAGGACAAGGAGGAAAAUCAAGCAGAGAUGGAGGGAGGAGACGAGAAUAAAGAGGAAGAGGAGGGUCGAGCAAAGAAGUUGUUGGGAACUUGGGAAUCCGAGGCCUCCUCUGAUGUCAAGCCUCCAGUACCAGACCCAGCCUUUAACAGGAGAUGCAGCUUACUCGCCAGUGAUGUGAAGUAUAAGGAAGACUUUGAGAAGAUGAGGGGGCAAAGUCUGUUUGUUCCCGGAGCUGAACUCAUCCACGCCAAGAACAUCAGCGCUGUGAUAUCUGAGUCAAAGUACAAAGAGGAGGGAAAGAAGGAAGCGUCGAUGUCUCUGUACUCCAUCCUGCCACAGACUCCUGAGACGCAACACGCCAGAGAGGCUUCAGAGCUGCAAAGUGAGAUUAAAUACAAAGGAAAUGUGAAGAGCUCCUCCUCUCUUUAUUCUCUGCUGCCAGAAACCACAGAGACCCAGUUUGUCAAAGAGCUGACUGAGAUACUGAGUGAGAACAAGUACAAGGAGGAAGGAAAGAAGGAGAUGAGCAGCAGUUUGUACUCUCAGCUUCCCGAAACAAGUGAGACACAGCUGGCCAAGGCCGUCCACGAGUUUCAGAGCGAGAAAAAAUACAAAGAAGAAGGGAAGAGAAAAGCCUCCAUCUCCCUCUACUCCCAACUCGCCGACACUCCAGAGAUACAACACGCUCUGGAGGUGUCACAGCUGCAGAGUGAGGUGAAUUAUCGGCCCAAGUUGCUGGUUAGAGGAGCUCCCUCCUCGCUUUACUCUCAGCUCCCCGACACCACAGACAUCCAGUUUGCCAGAGAGAUGACUGAGAUGCAGAGUGAGAGUAAGUACAAGGAGGGCGGCAGGAGGAGCCUCUCCCAGAGCUUCUACUCUCAGCUCCCUGAGACCGCCGAGACUCAGUUUGCUAAAACUGUUGCUGAGCUGCAGAGUGAGAUGCGGUACAAGGAAGCGGGAAAGAAGGGCGUGAACUCGUGUUUGUACUCUCUUCUCCCGGAGACUUUAGACACGGCUCAUGCCAAGGAAGUCUCUGAGCUACUCAGUGAGGUGAAGUAUAAAGAGGACGGUAAGAAGGAGAUGAGCAUCAACCUGUACUCUCUGCUGCCUGAGACCAUCGACACCCAACACGCUAAAGAGGUGUCAAACCUGCAGAGUGAGGUGAAGUAUAAAGAAGGUCUGAAGCAGAAGAUUCAGAGCAGUUUGUACCAUCAGCUCCCAGAGACCACAGAGACACAGCUGGCCAAACAGCUGUCUGAACUGCAGAGCCAGGCAAAAUAUAAAGAAGCCGGAAAGAAAGAAGUGAAUAGCUGCCUGUACUCUCUUCUGCCUGAAACUCUGGAGACACAACACGCUAAAGAGUCCACAGAGCUGCUCAGUGAGAUUAAGUACAAGGAGAGCGGGAGGAAGGAGAUGUCCAGCUCCCUCUACUCCACUCUGCCUGAUACUUCGGAAACCAGCUUCGCCAGAGAGAUGACUGACAUGCUGAGCGAGACUAAGUACAAGGAGAAUGGGAUAAAGAGCCUUUCACAGAGUGUCUACAGUCAGCUGCCUGAGACCACUGAGACUCAGUUCGCUAAAACAGUUUCUGAGCUGCAGAGCGAGAUGUUGUACAAAAAGGGAAAGAAAGAAGUGUCCAGCUCUCUGUAUUCGACUCUGCCUGAGACUCUGGAGACGCUGCACGCCAAGGAGGCUUCUGAACUGCAGAGUGAGCUGAAGUACAAGGCGGCUCUGAAGAAAGGUCGUUCCUCCAGCCUGUUCCAUGUGCUGCCCGAGACCUUAGAGACAGCCCACGCUAAGGAAGUAUCCGAGCUUCUCAGCGAGGUGAAGUAUAAAGAGGACGGCAAGAAGGAGAUGAGCAUCAACCUGUACUCUCUGCUACCUGAGACCAUCGACACCCAACACGCUAAAGAGGUGUCAAACCUGCAGAGUGAGGUAAAGUAUAAAGAAGGUCUGAAGCAGAAGAUUCAAAGCAGUUUGUACCAUCAGCUCCCAGAGACCACAGAGACACAGCUGGCCAAACAGCUGUCUGAACUGCAGAGUGAGCUCAAGUACAAGGAGGCGGGUAAGAAAGAGGUGAAUACAAGUCUGUACUCCCUCCUGCCUGUCACCAUGGAGACGCAACACGCUAAAGAAGCUGCAGAGCUGCUCAGUGAGGUAGUUUUUCCAGAGAUGGGAACUAAGAAUAGCCUCCUAACUGUUUCUGAUAGUUGCGUCAAAUACAAGGAAGGCGGGAAGAAGGAGAUGUCCACCUCCCUCUACUCCACUCUGUCCGACACGUCAGAGACCAGCUUCGCCAGAGAGAUGACUGACAUGCAGAGCCAGAACAAGUACAAGGAAGAUGGAAGAAGAAGCCUCUCUCAGAGUUUCUACUCUCAGCUACCAGAAACAAAUGAGACUCAGUUUGCUAAAACUGCCUCCGAGCUGCAGAGUGAGAUGAAGUACAAAGAAGCAGGAAAGAAGGGAGUGACGAGCUCUCUGUACUCGACUCUACCCGAGACUCUGGAAACACAGCACGCUAAAGAGGCUUCACAGCUGCAGAGUCAGCUUAAGUACAAGCAGAGUUUAAAGAAAGACGCCUCCAGUCUGUACCACCUGAUGCCGGAAACCAUCGACACUCAGUUUGUCAGACAGCAGACGGAGAUGCUCAGCGAGGUCAAGUACAAAGAAGAUGGUAAGAAAGAGAUGAGCGUCAGCCUGUACUCUCUGCUCCCCAACACCAUCGACACCCAGCAUGCCAAAGAGCUGACAGAGAUGCAGAGUGAGGCAAAAUACAAAGAGGCCGGUAAGAAGCAGACAUCAGCGUCUCUGUAUCAGCAGCUACCUGAAACUCUGGAGACACAACACGCUAAAGAGGCUUCACAGCUACAGAGUCAGAUUUUGUAUAAAGAGGCUGUUAAGAAGGAGUUAUCGUGCCCAGUUUACCACCAGCUGCCCGACACUCUGGAGACCCAGUUUGCCCGAGAGCUCACCGACAUGCAGAGCCAAAACAAGUAUAAGGAGGACGGGAUGAAGAGCCUCUCUCAGAGCUUCUACUCUCAGCUGCCAGAAACCGCUGAGACUCGGUUUGCUAAAACCGUUUCUGGGCUGCAGAGCGAGAGAACGUACAAGAAGUCAGGGAGGCGGCAGGCCGGCAGCUGUCUGUACUCUGUGAUGGCAGAAACUCUGGACACCCAACACGCCAAGCAGGCCUCACAGAUUCAGAGCCAGGUGAAGUACAAAGACGACGUGCAGAAGGAGUCCAGUCUGUUUUCCAGCCUUCCUCAAACCCUCCAGACGGAGUUGGCCAAGGAGGUGACGGAGCUCCAGAGCCAGGUGAAAUACAGGGAGGGCUGCAAGAAAGCAGCGUCCUCGUCACUCUACCACCUCCUCCCUGAGACAGCAGAGAUGCUUUUCGCCAAACAGAUGUCAGAGAUCCAGAGCGAGGCAAAGUACAAGAAGGACAAAGAGGAUCUGCCCGACACUUUAUACUCUCUGCUGCCUGAAACUCUGGAGACUCAGUUUGUCAAAGAGAUGGCUGAGACACACAGCGAGGUGAAAUACAAGCAGGCUGGGAAGCAGCAGAAGGCGUCGUCUCUGUUCUCCAAACUGCCCGAAACUAUGGAGACCAAACACGCCAAAGAAGUGACUGAGCUGCAGAGUGAAAAAAAGUACAAAGAUGAAGGGAGGAAGGAGAUGACGUCGUCUCUGUACUCUCAGCUCCCUGAAACCUCAGAGACCCACUUCGCUCGAGAGAUGACUGAGAUACAGAGUGAGAACAAGUAUAAGGAGAGUGGGAAGAAGAGCCAAACCAUCAGUGUUUACUCCCAGCUCCCAGAGACCAACGAAAUCCAGUUUGCCAAAGCUGUAUCUGAAAUGCAGAGUGAGACCAAAUAUAAAGAAGCAGGGAAGAAAGACGCGUCCAGCUCUCUGUACUCGAAGCUGCCUGAGACUCUGGACACUCUGCACGCUAAAGAGGUUUCACAGCUGCAGAGUCAGGUGAAAUACAAGCAGGAUGGCAGGAAGGAGGCGAGCGGUUCUCUGUAUCACCAGCUGCCUGAAACCACAGAGACACAGCUGGCUAAAGAGCUGAGAGACAUUUACAGCGAGGUGAAGUAUAAAGAAGGGGGGAAGAAGGACGUCAGAACGAACUUGUACUCGCUCCUCCCUGAGACGGCAGAGACCCAGUUUGCCAAGCAUAUGUCAGAGAUACAGAGCGAGGCAAAGUACAAGAAGGACAAAGAGGAUCUGCCCGACACGUUAUACUCUCUGCUGCCUGAAACUCUGGAGACUCAGUUUGUCAAAGAGAUGGCUGAGACACACAGCGAGGUGAAAUACAAGCAGGCUGGGAAGCAGCAGACGGCGUCGUCUCUUUACUCCAAACUGGCCGAAACUCUGGAGACCAAGCACGCCAAAGAAGUGACUGAGCUGCAGAGUGAAAAAAAGUACAAAGAUGAAGGGAGGAAGGAGAUGACGUCGUCUCUGUACUCUCAGCUCCCUGAAACCUCAGAGACCCACUUCGCUCGAGAGAUGACUGAGAUACAGAGUGAGAACAAGUAUAAGGAGAGUGGGAAGAAGAGCCAAACCAUCAGUGUUUACUCCCAGCUCCCAGAGACCAACGAAAUCCAGUUUGCCAAAGCUGUAUCUGAAAUGCAGAGUGAGACCAAAUAUAAAGAAGCAGGGAAGAAAGACGCGUCCAGCUCUCUGUACUCGAAGCUGCCUGAGACUCUGGACACUCUGCACGCUAAAGAGGUUUCACAGCUGCAGAGUCAGGUGAAAUACAAGCAGGACGGCAGGAAGGAGGCGAGCGGUUCUCUGUAUCACCAGCUGCCUGAAACCACAGAGACACAGCUGGCUAAAGAGCUGAGAGACAUUUACAGCGAGGUGAAGUAUAAAGAAGGGGGGAAGAAGGACGUCAGAACGAACUUGUACUCGCUCCUCCCUGAGACGGCAGAGACCCAGUUUGCCAAGCAUAUGUCAGAGAUACAGAGCGAGGCAAAGUACAAGAAGGACAAAGAGGAUCUGCCCGACACGUUAUACUCUCUGCUGCCUGAAACUCUGGAGACUCAGUUUGUCAAAGAGAUGGCUGAGACACACAGCGAGGUCAAGUACAAGGAAGCAGGGAAGAAAGAAGCCAGCAGUUCUCUGUACCACCAGCUGCCUGAGACUCUGGAGACGCAGCGUGUUAAGGAGGUUACUGAGCUGCAGAGCGAGAACAAAUACAAGCAAAGCGGGAAGAAGUCGAUGUCGUCCAGUUUGUACGCUCAGCUGCCGCAAACGGCUGAGACGCAGCUCGCCGCCAAGAUGUCCGACCUGCAGAGCGAAAGCAAAUACAAGGAGGACGGGAUGAAGAGCCGCUCUCAGAGUUUAUACUCUCAGCUACCAGAAACUGCUGAGACUCAGUUAGCAAAAACUGUCUCAGAGCUGCAGAGCGAGGCCAAGUACAAGGAGGCGAGCAGGAAGGAGGCGAGCAGUUGUCUGUACCACCAGUUGCCUGAAACCCUGGAGACGCUCCAUGCUAAAGAGGCUACUGAGCUGCAGAGUCAGAUGAAGUACAAGGAAGCAGGUAAGAAAGAGCUGAGCACCAACCUGUACUCACUGCUGCCUGAGACAGAACAGAUGAAGUUUGCUAAAGCCGCCAUGGAGCUUCAGAGUGAGAAUAAAUACAAGCAGAAAGGCAGACAGGAGAUCAGCAGCAGUGUUUUCCACCACAUGCCGGAGACCAAAGAGACCGAGUUCGCCAAGCAGAUCUCUGAUCUUCAGAGUGAGACAAAGUACAAGAAGGACAAAGAGGAUCUGCCCAACACGUUAUACUCUCUGCUGUCUGAAACCCUGGAGACUCAGUUUGCUAGAGAGAUGGCUGAGACACACAGCGAGAGCAAAUACAAGGAGGCGGGUAGGAAGGAGCUGGUUAACAGUCUGUAUUCUCUGCUGCCUGAGACCAAAGACACUCAGCAUGCCAAGGAGCAAACUCAGCUGCACAGCGAGAAAGCUUACAGGAAGGAGGGGAGGAAGGAAGCCGGCUGCAGUCUGUACGCCCAGAUGCCCCAAACCAUCGAGACCGUCUUCGCUAAAGAGCUGACCAAGACGCAGAGCGACAAGCUCUAUAAGGAGAAGUAUAAUCGUGAGAAAGGGAAGUGCAGCUACACCAACAUGAAAGCGCUGCCGGAGGUGGAGCACGCCAUGGAGGUCAACAAGAACCAGAGUGAUGUCGGCUACAGAAAAGGCAGAGAGGAGCUUCAUCACUACAGCACGAUGGCAGACAGACCUGACAUCAUCAACGCCACCAAUGCUGCUAAACUGGCCAGCGACAUCGCCUAUAGGAGCAGCACCAAGCUGCCAAUUUACAGCGACGGCUCUCUUUUGGCCAGAACCGACAUCCAGCACGCCAAGGAGGUUUCCAAACUGGCCAGCCAGGUGAAGUAUAAGGAGAGUUUCGACAGACUCUUAAAGGGCCAGAGGCCUCGUUACAACCCACUGGACUGUCUCUCCUUCAAACACACUCAAGCUGCUGCUGCUCUGGCCAGUCAGGUGAAAUACAAGACCAACCAGAACCAGAAACCAGAAGGUUCUUCAGACCUGCCGAACCUCCUGCAGCUGGAACACGUUCUGCACGCCAGCAAGCUGCAGAGUAAUGUGGAGUAUAAGAAGAAGUACGAGCAGACGAAGGCUCAGUACCACGUCCCUCUGGACACGGCUGAACAGCUCCACCACAAGGAGAACGCGGUGCUGCACAGCCAGGUGAAGUACAGAGAGGAGUAUGAGAAGAACAAAGGUCGCUCUCAGAUGGAGUUUGGAGACACUCAGACGUACAAAGUGUCUAAAGAAGCGCAGAAGAUGCAAAGCGAGAAAGAGUAUCGGAGGGACUACGAGGAGCAGAUGAAGGGCAAAGCAAUGACUGAUGUAGACCAAACACCUGGAUACCUGACAGCCUGCCAUGCUAGCAGCCUGCUGAGCGAGAAGACGUACAGGAAGGACCUGGAGCAGGAGGUGAAGGGGCGGGGCUUAUCCGGCAUUGGGCUGGAGGAAACACCUGAGCUGCUGAGGGUUAAAAAUGCCAAUCAGAUACUGAACGAGAAGGAGUACCGCAGGGAUUUAGAGAGGGAGAUCGUGGGUAAAGGCAUGGAGCUGAGCGCAGACGUCCUCGAGAUACAAAGAGCCACGAGAGCCUCAGAGAUCCAGAGCCAGAGGUCCUACAAGAAGCAGGUCAGGGAAAACUCAUACGGGACGGUUACAGAUACUCCUGAACUGCUGCACGCCUCCUACCUCAAAGACGUCUACAGCCAGAAGAAGUACAAGGACGAAGCCAAGCGUCUGAAGGGAAGCUACAGUCAGGUUUCAGAAACCCCAGAGAUGGAGAGAGUCAAAGCCAACCAGAGACACAUCAGCUCUCUGCGGUACUGCUGGGACUCCAAGCUGAUGAGAGGCCUGAUGUCUUCAGUCACAGAGACGCCAGAGAUCGUGCUCGCCAGAGAGAACGCCAAGAAGAUCAGCAAUGUCCAGUACAGAGAGGAAGUGGGUCGUGGCACCGCUGUCAUGGACACACCUGAGAUGGAGCGAGUCCGACGCAACCAGGAGAACAUCAGCUCAGUCAAGUACAAGCAGAGCGCAGUGAAGGCCUCCAGUGUCGGAGUGACUCCAGAACUGGAGAGAGUCAGACAGAACCAGGAGAACAUCAGCUCGGUGAGGUACCAGCGCGGGCUGCAGGAGAUGAGGGGGCGGAGCUGCUGCGAGCUGGACACACCUGAGUACAGGCGUGUCAGGAAGUCACAGGACUCGGUCUCCAUGGUAGCGGCCUGGUUGCAGUGGCUCCUGCCUUUGCUGAUAACAUGAGUGGCGUGGCACCAUGGGUGGGACUGACGCACCGCUACUAACAGCAACCAGCAGACAGCUCGGAGGACGGCUGUGUGCGCGUGUGUGUGUGUGUGUGUGUGUGUGUGUGUGUGUGUGUGUGUUGGAGGUCCUCAGGUGGACCUGAAUCCAGAGACUUUUGGGGACUCAAAGCUGCUUUCUGUCAGGUUCAUUGGUUUUGUUUUGUAAUAUUUAGCGUGGAUGUAGUCAACAGAAAUAGAAAGUUAAACCUGAAAGUGUGUGGUCCAGCCAGCAUAAACCGAACGCUCUGCUGAACAGCAGUGUUGUGCUGGUUAAACUCUAUUUGACCUCUGACUGUUGGAUGUGGUCAUGCGUGUGCUUAAUAGCACCUGUAACCACAUCCAAUCAUCCUGGUCCCAGUCCACUGGAGCCUUUAAGACGAGGGGGUGGGAGUGAUGACUCAGCAGCAGAGGAGGAGAGAUGCCUCUUGGUUGCAGUGAGUAAGUCUGAUCAGAAGCUGUAUAACUCAGAUUGUUUUCGCCUGCAGUUUAUACUGUCAGUACAUUCAUACCCACACUGUUUACCAGUAACAAAAUCCAUGUCCGCCUGUGCUUGCUGUUUUAAAUGAAAUUUGGAAUCUGCAGCAAAACAAGUUUUCAGACCAGAAGACCUGGAGGGGUACAAAGGCCUAAGAGCGUAUGCACUUGUGUGUGUGUGUGUGUGUGUGUGUGUGUGUGUGUGUGUGUGUUAAUAAUAAAAGAUUUAAAAAACA